Molecule: messenger RNA, 2475 nt
Organism: Melopsittacus undulatus (budgerigar)
Lineage: Eukaryota; Metazoa; Chordata; Aves; Psittaciformes; Psittaculidae
Gene: TMX4
Product: thioredoxin related transmembrane protein 4
Exons: 8
Coding region: 5-994 (329 amino acids)
Cellular component (GO): endomembrane system
Molecular function (GO): disulfide oxidoreductase activity
Source: RefSeq, a predicted model, not a curated record
GAACAUGGCGGCGGGCGGCCGGGGCCGGCCGAGGUUUGUUGUUGGUGCCGUGUUGUUACCCCUCGUCCUCGCAGUGCUGCUGGGUCCGGCCGCCGCUAUCUCGUCCUUGCCCUGGGCGGGCAGCCCCGGCGAGCCGCGGAGCCGCGUGCAAGUGCUGGGCGGCUCCAACUGGAGCCUGGUGUUGCAGGGCCAGUGGAUGUUGGAGUUCUAUGCUCCUUGGUGUUCAGCUUGUCGGCAGAUUGAACUGACAUGGGAGAAUUUUGCAAGGGAAAGCGAACAUCUAGAUAUCACUGUUGGAAAGGUGGAUGUCACUCAAGAGCCAGGCUUGAGUGGUCGUUUCUUUAUCACAACACUUCCUACAAUUUAUCAUGCCAAUGAUGGAGUAUUUCGCAGAUACCGAGGCUCACGGACAUUGGAAGAUCUUCAAAGUUAUGUUUUAGAGAGAAAAUGGGAAGCUGUGGAGCCUGUGGCAGGAUGGAAGUCUCCGUCUUCUAUAAUGAUGCAUGGCAUGGCAGGGCUAUUUCACCUCUCCGAAUAUAUCAGGCAAAUUCAUAGCUACUUCACUGGCACUCUUGGAAUGCAUGUUUGGAUGUCAUAUGCAGUCUUCGUCUUAGUUACUUUAUUGAUUGGCCUGUUCCUUGGUCUGAUGCUGGUUUUGAUUUCAGACUGCCUUUGCCCAUCCAAGUCAAGAUACAGCACUGAAACAUCUGAAGAAGCGAUUACGAAGGAUAAUGUGGAGAAUGCUGCGUUAGAAGAGCAGGAGGAGGCUGCAGAGCUUUCCGCAGAUGAUGCAGAAGGGAAUGCAGACGUAAAAGAUGUCUCGGAUGAAGAAGAUGCAGCAAAUUCAAGUGCUGAUGACUCACAGGAGGAUUUAGCACUUGGAAAAGAAUCGGGAGAAGAAAUUGAAGACAUAAGUGAACAGCCUUUAGCUGCUUCAGAGACUGAAAGCUCAGUAAGACAGCGUAAGAGUCAGGUGGCUGAUAAUGGACUAUAGGGUUUUUACGGUGGUGUAUUUUGUACACUUGGACCAAAGACAUAUCAGACCCUGGGUCUGAAGCUGAAGCUUACACUUGAUUUGUCAUUUGUGUUUACGCAAAACCUCUGUGGGUUACUUUUUAUUGUUUGGAGUUUGUUUCUUUUUAAAGCUAAUGCUUGCUUACUUUGUUUUUUAAGCACAGAUGCUGUGUGUUGUAUAACUUUAACCAUGACAAUCAAAAUAAGCGUAUCAUAUCUGUUUGAAGUCUUCUAAGAGAAAAGGGACGUAAGUCUCAGUUCACCAGCUGUAAAAUGGUCAUCUGUGCUUGUGUUCCUGUAAGCAUUGACCUAAGCAAGAUCAGGACUUGACUUUUUAACUCUUUACAGUAGCUUGUUGGACUGUUACUUUCCUGUCUGAAUGUUUAUUGUUUCCAAAUGCCACAGAAGCAUUAGAUAAGUGGUACAGUAGUGAAAGAAGGCACCUUACUAGUCUUCUAUUAAAUGUUGUGUACAGUGGGUUUAUUUUUAUCACUUUUAACUGAAGCACCUUUCUCUUUCAUUUUUAUGUUUGUUUUGGAAGUUCAUCAUGCAGUGUGCCCCCAGGUUUUCCAAUUGUUGGUAAUUCAGAGGCAUGCUGCACAGCUAGAGUUUGUCAGCCGAGUCUUUUGACCUAAGGAGUUUAAGUAAUUGAAAACCUCAGGCUCAGAAAGAAUGGCAGCUAAAUGUUUAAAACACAUUUGAACUUUUUAAAAGGCUUCAAGGAAAUGAUUUUGGUCAGGAGGGAUUUUUGCCAAAGCACAACUUUUUUCUUCCUUUUCCCCUUCAAGAGAUUGAAGCAAGAAAUACUCACUUUGCAUUGUGUAUUUCUUGCCAGUACAAGCUUAUCAUAUGCAGUGUAGUUCUGCCAUUUCCCACUCAGAAUACUUUGGGCAGAGCUCAAGCUGACUGCUUUAGUAAUAGUAACUGAAGAGGCAGUUAAGGUUUUAACCUUUAUUGCUAUUCUUUUUGCCACUGGAAUCAGCACAUUAGGAAAAGAGAGGGGUGCAGGUGGGCAGUGAGGAGAUGCUUUUUCUUCUUAUAUCAAGAUAAAUAUAUGUCUGUUGCACUGUUUACAAUGAAACCAGCUUGCAGGUAGAUGGCACUGGUCAUUAAAGCUAUCAGUAUUGCCCUCCUUUGACUUGAUUAAUCUAUAAGGCUUUGUUUUCCUGUAAGGAAUACGUACAGUGAGAUCCUGUACGUUUCUGUUUUGUUGAUGUGUGACUGCUUAAGAUGUGUCUUAAUUAAUUUUUAUAGUCUAUAUUGUGUAAACCUUGCUAACAUGCAUGAAUUUCAUCUUGCUCUGCAAGAGUAAUCAGAGGUGAGAUUGCCUCUCAUUAAAAGAGGCAAGUUGCAAGUGCAAAAAUGCUGGUUUCUUUUGAGACUGAAAUGAAUAAGGCCAAUUUGUGUUGAAAGUUCUGUUGUUCCUUUUUUCAGUGCCCAUAAAGAACAUAUUUCCUAAGA